Molecule: messenger RNA, 871 nt
Organism: Octodon degus (degu)
Lineage: Eukaryota; Metazoa; Chordata; Mammalia; Rodentia; Octodontidae
Product: centromere protein P-like
Exons: 1
Biological process (GO): CENP-A containing chromatin assembly
Cellular component (GO): nucleus; chromosome, centromeric region
Source: RefSeq, a predicted model, not a curated record
UUUCUAGAGAUACACCAACCAGAUUCUGCAGGAUGGGAAUCUUCAGAAUGCUUGAGAAGUGAUCUUAGACAUUUAGAAUCAGAACUUUCAUUUCUCAGUGUGCUUACUGGCUUCACUAUAACAGAUUACUCUAAGACAAUGGAGGAUCUGACAAGCACUGAGAUGGCAGAAGAAGGUAUAAAGAAAGUUCUACAGAGACACAGAUUAUCAGGAAAUUACCACAUAGUUACAUUUCAACUUGAAUUACAGAUUCUGGAAACACAGAAUAAGGAGAAAUUAUCUUCUGUCAUUACUGACCUUGCCAUAAUAAUGGAGCCCUCAGAAUACUCAGAACUAAGUGACUUUGUGUCUAGAGCAGAAGAAAGAAGAGAUUUAUUCAUGUUUUUCCGAGGCCUGCAUUUUUUUGUGAAGUGGUAUGAGUAUCGUAAGCGCACAUUUAAACAUUUCAAGGACAAGUACCCAGACAUAGUACACCUCCCAGAAGGGUCCUGUUCCCACUGCUUGGGGAUCUGCAGUGCUCGCCACCCAGGGUUUGAACUGGUGAUUGUUUGGAGGAUACAAGUAGAUGAAGAAGGGAAGGUUUUACCAAAGCUGGAUCUUCUCACAAAAAUUCCUCAGCGAGCCUUACAGCUGGACAAGAAUGGAGUCAUAGAAAAUGCUCCUCUGAGCUUCCAGACCCUGCUAGGAGUGCUUGGAAUUGAAGCUGCUGUUGAAAGCCUGAUAAGAUUGCUCCAUGCAAGGAAUGAGUAGCUCCCAAAGGGUGGACGUGAGGAUAAGAGGCGUACAAGAGCAGUCCGCCUUAAUCUUUUCCAUGUAGAAGCCACACUCUCAAGAAAUGCCUCCUGUGUAUUUCAGCAUAUUAGACUCGAUG